AAUUAUAGAUUUAUAUGGUUUAUUUAUGCUUGGUGUAGCGGCCGCAUCUGACUGCCUUCACUUACUGUUGAUUUAAUUCAGUUUAGCCCGAUUUUGCUGUAGUUAUAUCGGUUAGUGAGACGGUUAGACGGUUAGCUGCUUAGGCUAAUGGCCCGUUUGACAGGGCGGUUAGCAGCGCUGCUAACGCCGCUGGCUUCGCCUUCCUGAGGGGGUCCCGUACUAACCUAACCUGCCUGCAGCUUACAGACUGUCUGAAACAUUCUCAGCGUUUUACUCAGUUUUUAAUUCCGUGUGCUGUCUGGAGAUGAGCACCGGCAGAUUACGUUGUGGUCAGAUGGCUGUAAUGUUCUCAAAUGUCAAAUACAGAGCCAUUGACUACAGCUGCGAGGUGUCAGCCAGACACAGGCUCACGAAGAGCCUGCUGAUGCUACCAGUUCCCAUCCUGCUGGACAGAAACGUCUACCCCCACACAGGGCAUGUUCAGAAGACGUACAGAACUCCAUGGACGCAUGGAAACCUGAGGUCCAUGUGUCAACUUGAAUUGGAAUUGACUGGGUCGGUUCUAGACUGUUUGAAGACCGAACUCUGUGGGCUUGACUCUUUGGAAAGGUUUGGGGUCUCUUUGGCUGAACUGGGUGAAGUGGUGCCCAGCUCCAAUCCUGUGUCUCAGGGCUCCGUGAUGUCCGAGGAGGCUCUCUGGCUGCAGGGAGCAGAGAGAGAAGCUGGAUGUCGCGAAUGGACAGACAGCUUCAGUCCGGCUGAUAUAAACUCAGCCUGUUUUAGUUACCAAGAUCUCUUCCUCCCUGAGGAGAUGAUAGUGAGCGAUCCUCUGAGGCAGUUUCGGAGUCGACUGCCUCCGUUCCUGAAGUUAGUGCAGAGGUCAAAAAUUCUGGCUGUACCAGAUCCACUGCAUCUUCUGUCUGGAGUCUUUUUCUCUGGCAGGCAGCUUGAGCCUUACGAUGUGUCCUGUGACGAACCUACCAGCAGUUCAGCAUCUCAGUCGGUUGAGGAAUUCAGAAAAGAAUCCAUUUUGACUGUAGAGUCCCUGAUGUUGCCUGUUGGAAUUGAGCAGGUUGUGGUGCGGAAGAGGUAUUCCUUGUCCGUUACCAGCCUGCAGGAGUCUCUGGACAUCACCCCCGAACCAGCUGAGGAGCAGACUUCUCUCAUAGACGCUCUUAGGAAAGUCGCUCCUGCAGGGGGUCUGAAUUCACUGCGUUGUGAGAGAUUUGAUGCACCUGCUUCUGACUCGGAUGCCACUAACAGGACGGUGUCUCCAGGUAUCUUGCAUUCAAACACUUCAUAUGAGCAGUGA
Molecule: messenger RNA, 1312 nt
Organism: Pygocentrus nattereri (red-bellied piranha)
Lineage: Eukaryota; Metazoa; Chordata; Actinopteri; Characiformes; Serrasalmidae
Product: protein shortage in chiasmata 1 ortholog-like
Exons: 9
Coding region: 305-1312 (335 amino acids)
Biological process (GO): resolution of meiotic recombination intermediates
Cellular component (GO): condensed nuclear chromosome
Molecular function (GO): single-stranded DNA binding; ATP hydrolysis activity
Source: RefSeq, a predicted model, not a curated record